Bombus huntii is the source of this 1557-nucleotide messenger RNA. RefSeq names its product brain protein I3. The record is from RefSeq and is a predicted model, not a curated record. The transcript has 3 exons. The coding region runs from base 226 to 627 and encodes 133 amino acids. Lineage: Eukaryota; Metazoa; Arthropoda; Insecta; Hymenoptera; Apidae.
AGUCAACCAAUAGAACUUGGUAUUCUAAUCGAAGAAUAAAAGUGAAAUCUUAAGUGGUUCUCCCGGGCGGUAAUAGUAAUACACUAUUUGUUUUGGAACCGCGUCAGAUCUUGGGCUAAUACAGGUGCUAGCUGUCAGAAAAAAAUUGUACCGAUGAUAAUUAUCUAAUUACGCCGAUUUAUUGUACGAAUUGCUCAUAAAAGCCAUUAGUUCAAUUGUUAAACGAUGGAAAAGCAACCGCUAAUUACAGGGAACGAUAAACCUCCGUCUUACGCAGCAGCCACUGCGCCAAUAACUAAUUCUUCGUGGCAAUCACAUCCAGGUUACAAUGCAACACAAUGCGCAGGGUCUACUUCAUGGCCUCCACCUGCAGGGUACUAUCCUAGCGCAAGUGGAACUAAUAAUCACAAUUAUGUACCUUCCUAUGGUUCUACACAAUCAACCACUAUACUUAUGCCAGAAAUAAUUUUAGUUGGAGGAUGUCCUGCAUGCAGAGUGGGUGUAAUGGAAGAUGAUUUUACAUGUCUGGGACUACUAUGUGCAAUCCUGUUCUUCCCAUUAGGAAUAAUAUGCUGCUUACUAUUAAAAACUCGACGUUGUUCUAAUUGUGGUGCCUAUUUUGGUUAAUGUGUUACAUAUUACAGUCUUAAUUCUUAUGCAAUUAUUGUGUAGAUAUGGAGGUAUAUGAGCAAACCGUGGAAUUAGUGGUUAAUUAAUUAACCAAAAAAUUAAUUUUUUACUAGUACUGUGCAUCCACGUAAUUAUAUAUUUAAACUAACAUUAUAAGGAGAAGUAGUGUUCCAAUGAUCAGGGAUGUGUACAAUAAUUGGUAACUUAGUUAAUUGUGGGAAACACAAGUUUGUAAAAUAUUGACAUACAAUUAAAGGGUUCCUCUACACAUUUAAGACUUUGUUCACUUAAGACAAUUUAAGUGGAGCUUGCACUAUUUUGUAAACUUUAUGCAGAGGGUUCUGAUUAAUAUUGUUGCAUUUUAUUAUAACAUAUGUUACUUUAUUACCAUAAUGAAUAGAGUUUGUAUAAAUAAAUAAAGAGUUUAUAUCUGUAUCUAUUUAUAUAAUUGCAUAUUUCAAAAUGUAGAUAUACCAUAGUUUCUAGGUAUGUAUAUUUUUAUCAGGCGAUAAGAGAAGCAAUGGAUACUGUGAAAUAGUUCUAUACUAUGUACUUAGAAUAUGUUUCUAAUGACAAAAAAGCUAUCUCAAACAGAUUUCAUUGAAAUUCUUCUAUACCUAGUAUCUACAUAGAAUUAACAUACAAAGUAUUUUAAAAGACUUUUUAAAAUAACUUAUCAAAGCUUAUAUAUUUUAUGAAAAAUAAAUUCAAUGAAGUUUGUGCCUUAUGUCGCUGUAAAACAGUCUCCUGAUGCAAAAUUAUACAUAAUAUGUUUUCAAAAAUACGUUUGAAUCUCAAAGGAAAUGUCAGCAAGUCUUUUUCCUAAAUGCAAUCAAUUUUGUAAAAGAUGUGUAAGUGUAUAAUGAAACUUAUUAAUCACUCGCAUUACAAUUUAUAUUUUUAAAAAUAAAACAGUAUUUAACUGUA